AUGAAAACACAGGAUGUCCCAGGGAGCCUGCUGAAGCCUUCCCUUCACUGGUUUUCUUUUCAGCAGGACGAAAUCCUGUUGACUCCCUGGAGGGAAUUUCCUGUUGAAGACACAGACCCCUUUGCUUCCCCGAAUGAAGAGAAGUGGGAUUUUGUCCUGGUGAGCGACAUCCACGAAAUGGGUAGCGAGAAGGAGAUCAAGAGGAAGAAGUUCUUGGAUGAGCUGAGCAAGAAGGGCUUCACCAUCAAGAAAAUUGAGGACACGAAGCUCUUUUAUGGAGUCCGUGCCCCGCAGCACAUCUUCCGGAAAUACCAGUGUCUCCUGAAGAACCCAGACAGCAGGCAGCAAAACCCCAACACCCACCAGGAUGUCCCAGUGACCACCAGGAUACGGAUCGUGCACUUCAUCCUGCAGAACACUGUGACAUCCGACCUAGAGAAGCUGCAUGACCUAAUGAAGAAGAAGGUGUUUGAGGCAGCCUUUCCCCUGCAUGAGAAAGAAGAGGUAAGGGAAUUCCUGAAGGCAAAGUGGGCUCGCUGGAGAGUUGUAUUUAAGCAACAGCCGAUCGAGAAGAUCAGGUGCUAUUUUGGAGAGAAGGUGGCCUUGUACUUCGCCUGGCUGGGCUGGUACACCUACCUGCUGGUUUUCGCUGCCGUGGCUGGGYUGGUGACCGUCGUGGCUGGGACCACUGUUUACAGUUCCAGCCAGGUGAGCAAGGAGAUCUGUGAUGCCAACACCACCAUCAUGUGCCCGCUUUGUGACCAGAAGUGCCCGUUCUGGGUCCUCUCUGACACCUGCACCUACGCCAAGGUCACUCACAUGAUUGACAACGAGGCCACGGUCGUGUUUGCCAUGUUCAUGGCCAUCUGGGCCACUGUGUUCCUGGAGCUGUGGAAGAGGGAGAGAGCCACUGUGGUCACCGACUGGGACCUCUAUGGGUGGGAUGAGGAAGAGGAGGAGCUGGCUCUGGAGCUGAUCAAUAAUUUGCAGCACGAGCCCCGGCUGUACCAGCACUCCUACUUCCGCAGCACCAUCGUCCUUGUCUUGGUUCUGCUGAUGAUCGUGCUGCUGAUCGGCAUUGCCCACGCACUGGUCAUCUACCGGGUAGUGGCCAUGGCCCUGUUCACGCAGAGCCAGCUGGAGCUGCUGCGYGAGCACGCCAACACCAUGGCCGUGAUGACAGGGGCCGUGCUGCACUACAUCACCAUCGUCAUCAUGACCAAGGUCAACCGGCAUGUGGCCCUCUUCCUCUGUGACCUGGAGAAACCACGGACCUUCUCCCAGCGGGAGAACAGCUUCACUGUGAAGAUCUUCACCUUCCAGUUCUUCACAAACUUYUCCUCACUCAUCUACAUAGCCUUCUUCCUGGGACGGAUCAACGGCCACCCRGGGCACUACGUGCGCAUCGCUGGCCGCUGGAGGCUGGAGGAGUGCCACCCCAGCGGCUGCAUCACCGACCUCUUCAUCCAGAUGGCCAUCAUCAUGCUGCUCAAGCAAACCAUCAGCAACAUCAUGGAAUAUCUGGUCCCCUGGAUAUCCCACCAUCUACGGAAGAAGCCUAAACACCCCAAGAAGAGAAGCGUGAUGUUAGGAGAGGAGGAGGAGGCCGAGGACCCCUGCAAAAGGCAGUGGCUGAACAACUACGAACUCAAUGAGGUCAACGUCUUCAGCUUGUUCAAUGAGUUCUUGGAGAUGGUGAUCCAGUACAGCUUCACCACCAUCUUCGUGGCAGCCUUUCCCCUGGCCCCGCUGCUGGCCCUCCUCAACAACGUCAUCGAGAUCCACAUGGAYGCCAUCAAGAUGAUGCGGCUGCACCGGCGCAUGGUGCCCAGGAAGGCCAAUGACAUCGGGAUUUGGCUGCAGGUCCUGGAGGCCAUUGGCAUCCUGGCUGUCAUUGGGAACGGGCUGGUGAUUGCCAUCACCUCUGACUUCAUCCCUGUGCAGGUCUACAAGUACAUGUACAGCCCCUGCUCCAGGGAGAACCGCACUAUCAUGGACUGCUCCACCGGYUACAUCAACAACAGCCUCUCCGUGUUCCGCAUCCAAGACUUCGAGCCCCACACCAAAGUGCCCGACAUGCUGCCGGAAUUUGAUGGGGAUCAGAUCAAGGAGUGCAGGUACCGGGAUUACCGGAACGCCGACGACUACACCUACACUGUCCAGUUCUGGCACAUCUUCGCAGCCCGGCUCGCCUUCCUCAUCCUCUUUGAGCACGUGGCUCUGUGUGUGAAGCUGAUCGCAGCCUGGUACAUCCCUGACGUCCCCCAGAAGGUCAAGAAUAAAUUUCUGAGGAAAAAACACAGCAAUCUCCGUAAAGAACUGAGCAUGAUGGAAUACUCCACCGAGGUGUAGCCAGCGCUCACCGAGGAGCAGGAGAACAUGGACUUGAGCCCUUUUCCCAGCCUGGCAGUGCYGGGGGUGCCAGAUCAACCCCAUGACAUAGUGCCACAUGUCCCAUCUGGGACUUGAGCUGUGAAGGGAUGACAAGACAGUGACUUCACAGGAGCAGGCUKCUUUCCCACUUGGGAAGGAAGGACGCUGUGACAGAGCCGGGAUGUGCCUCCCCAGCACGUGGAGUGGCUGGGACAGUGCUGUGGCGCUGGGGACGUGUUUCCAGGGGAGCACUCGGCUGCUUGGCUGCAGGASAUGACCUGGGUCCUCGUCACUCGCUUCCUCAAGCACAGGAAAACACCACUUACCUCACUCCAAGCUCCCCCUCCUGCCCUUUUUUUUUCUUUUUUUGCACUUUGGCCUCUUUUUCCACUGCCUCCCAUGACCUCCCCACGCUCGCACCGCUGGGGAACUUGAGUCCCUCUUUCACCACACUGCUCCCCGGCACGACUCCCACGUGGCUGCAGCUCCGCCCCGCUGUCUCCAUGGACAUUGCAAAAAUGCCGUUGUUAUCCCGUGUUUCGCUCCAGGCAGAGCCGGGUCCUGACAGUUGUGCCGGGCUCAGCUGCCGCCAGCCAUCGGUAAAUAAAAGCAGCACCCACGUGGACACACAG
Messenger RNA from Malurus melanocephalus (red-backed fairy wren), 3005 nucleotides. RefSeq names its product anoctamin 9 (gene ANO9). Gene Ontology annotation, molecular function: protein dimerization activity; chloride channel activity. Lineage: Eukaryota; Metazoa; Chordata; Aves; Passeriformes; Maluridae. The transcript has 23 exons. The record is from RefSeq and is a predicted model, not a curated record. Bases 1 to 2352 code for a protein of 783 amino acids. Gene Ontology annotation, biological process: chloride transmembrane transport. Gene Ontology annotation, cellular component: plasma membrane.